AUGAGCAAACGAUCCGCGGACGCGCAGGAAGAUGCAUGGGUAGCCUCCGAGGAUCGAUUUGUACUACAACAAGCGAAAAAAAAAGCCGCAAUCCGCGUCAAGGGUGGGAGAGCUCAGCCGGUGGACUGGCUUGCAGUCACGUUGGUAGUCAUUGAUCCUGAACAUAACGCCCUCGAUGACGAUGUCUCUGCGACGGAGCUGGAACUGAUCGACCCGGAGGGCGUGUUCGAGGGUUUAGACGAUGCGCAAUCGAGGGACCUGGAGAAGGGGAUCGAGACAUACCUGGCCCUGGAAACCAGCAGAAGCAAUCAAGAGUACUGGAACAUGAUGAAGACCAUUUGCAAGGAUCGUCGCCAAACUUCGCAUGGCGCACAGCCAGCGGCGCGCGGUGUUGGCUCGGUAGCAUCAGAUCUGGACAAACUUCUGGGUCCCAAGAGCCUGGAAGAGUUAGAGAAGUUGGAGAAGCAAAUCAAAGCCAAGUUGUCAUCCAACGAGCCUAUCGAUACCGACUAUUGGGAGCAUCUGCUCAAAAGUCUGCUCUCCUACAAGGCCAAAGCGAGGCUGCGGAAGGUAUCCCAAUCGAUACUGAGUGCUCGUCUUGGUGGCCUGCGCAAACAGCAGGCGGAAGAAGCAGAAUCACUCAAGUCUCGGCUCCAGGCGCGGAUCAAAUCACAGUCAGGGGUUGACCUGGCUGAGCAAAAGAGUAUUGGGCAUCCUGAAGAUCGACAUCCGCUCGAUCCGGAGCCAUUGCUCCGGCUGCGGCAAGAAGACAAAUCACUGGAGUCCAUGAGCGAGAAGGAGUUUGCAUCAAGGCUGCUGGAGGACAGGCGCAAGGUGUUGAAGCUGGGAUACGUGCCUAGUCGUAAGCGAACUGGUGACUCCUCUGGAGGCGAGCCUACAGCGAAGCGUCCCCGCACUGAACGGGAUGCUGGUUCUUCCAGCGCUCACUUUGAUCGUGAGGUUGCCCGCGGCCUGGGCGAGAACGAGGAGCUGUUCACACAGGAAGAAGACGUCAUCACAAAGAACAAGUCGCUGUGGGAGCACCAGUACCGUCCCCGCAAGCCAAAGUAUUUUGCGAGAGUACUGCUUGGCUACGAAUGGAACAAAUACAAUCAGACGCACUACGACCACGACAAUCCGCCGCCGAAAGUCGUUCAGGGCUACAAAUUCAACGUCUUUUACCCUGACUUGGUCGAUAAACAGAAAGCGCCAACAUAUCGCAUCGAGCGUGAAAACGGCAGAAAGCGUGGACAGACCCUCGCGCCUGCCGGAGAAGAUGACACCUGCCUCAUACGUUUCAUCGCAGGCGCACCGUACGAGGAUCUCGCAUUUCGUGUCGUUGACAAGGAAUGGGAUUACAGUGCGAAGCGAGAACGUGGAUUCAAGAGCAGCUUCGACAAGGGAAUUCUCCAGCUCCACUUUCAAUUCAAAAAGAUCUACUACCGGAAGUGA
Ramularia collo-cygni is the source of this 1452-nucleotide messenger RNA. Its product is annotated as related to cactin. Gene Ontology annotation, biological process: mRNA cis splicing, via spliceosome. The record is from RefSeq and is a predicted model, not a curated record. Gene Ontology annotation, molecular function: protein binding. The transcript is spliced from 3 exons. The coding region runs from base 1 to 1452 and encodes 483 amino acids. Lineage: Eukaryota; Fungi; Ascomycota; Dothideomycetes; Mycosphaerellales; Mycosphaerellaceae. Gene Ontology annotation, cellular component: cytoplasm; spliceosomal complex.